Molecule: messenger RNA, 1368 nt
Organism: Coccomyxa subellipsoidea C-169
Lineage: Eukaryota; Viridiplantae; Chlorophyta; Trebouxiophyceae; Coccomyxaceae
Product: alpha-ketoacid dehydrogenase kinase
Exons: 10
Coding region: 1-1368 (455 amino acids)
Biological process (GO): protein phosphorylation; regulation of glucose metabolic process
Cellular component (GO): mitochondrion
Molecular function (GO): pyruvate dehydrogenase (acetyl-transferring) kinase activity
Source: RefSeq, a predicted model, not a curated record
AUGGCCUUUGUUUGUAACUCAGUAUGCCGUCUCUGGAGGAGUAGAAUAUCACCAUCUAGAAUUUCUUGUCACGAUGUGAUAUCUAGCACGUCGUUGGAGCAGUGCUUGCUCCGAACAGUCUGGAGUGAUGCUCCAUCGACUGAGACAUUACCAGGAGAAAGGUUCUAUGAUUCAACUAUCGAGAAGUAUGCUCUCCAGGACAUCGAGGCGCUUUCUCUCCAGCAAAUGCUGGAGUUUGGCAGAGCUGCGCUUUUCAAUGAAUCCAAGAUCCUCACAAGCGCAAGACAUGCGCAGAGAGAGCUGCCGAAGCGUCUGGCACGGCGGCUAAUGGACCUGCAAUUUCUUCCAUACAUUGUUGUCACAAAUCCCCACAUCAAGCGGGUGUACGAUGCAUACUAUCACGCGUUCAACACACUCCGCAACAUGCCCCAGGUGCAAACGGCUGCAGAUAAUGACAAACUGACGCAAGUCUUGCAGCGGCUGGUUGAUGAGCAUGCCCCCAUGCUGGACGCUCUGGCAGCUGGGUUCCGUGAGUGCAAGAUGAAACCUAUCGUCGGCCCAAAGCUGCAGAUGGACAAUUUCUUGGACAGCAUGCUCCGCAGCCGCAUCAGUCGCCGUGUGAUGGCCGAGCAGCACAUUCACCUGGCCCUCAGGCGGCCAGGCUACAUCGGAAUCAUCUGCACUGACCUGUCCCUGCCCGACGCCAUCUCCUUUGCAGCCCAGCGAACAAAGCAGGUGUGCACAGAAACCUUUGGUGCAGCACCGGAGGUGCUGAUCAGCGGCACCAGCGCUCAGCUGGCAACGAUGCCCUACAUACCGACGCACCUGGACUACAUGCUGUACGAGCUGCUCAAGAACGCCAUGCGCGCUGUGGUUCUAUCACACAGGGGGCGGCCGCUGCCGGCGCUGACCGUGGCCAUCUGCAAGGCGCAGUCCUCUGUCACCCUGCGCAUCUCCGACCAGGGGGGAGGCAUUCCUGACGACCAGCUAGACAAGGUCUUCCAGUAUGGCUUCACCACUGUUGGUGCAGAGGAUGCCAGCAUGCCGGUGGAGGGUCAUUUUGUGCGGAUCUCAUGUGGCCUGCAGGAGAGUCAGAGUCAGGAGGGGAUCAACAUGUGGUCGCACAUGACGGAGAGGUCGGCCUCUCCUGGUGGCCCCUGGAGGAUGGGCGGCCUUGGCUUUGGCCUGCCACUCUCCCGCCUAUACGCCCGAUACUUUGGUGGGGACUUGCGACUGGUGUCUAUGCCAGGAUAUGGAACUGAUGCAUAUCUGAGCAUACAAGAUCUUGAAGGAGACUGGGAGGAGCAGCGGGUGGAGCCACAGAUAGCCACUGUGGGCAAUGAAUCCACUUUGCUGCCUUCAAGUUGA